Molecule: messenger RNA, 927 nt
Organism: Phymastichus coffea
Lineage: Eukaryota; Metazoa; Arthropoda; Insecta; Hymenoptera; Eulophidae
Exons: 6
Coding region: 252-848 (198 amino acids)
Cellular component (GO): cytoplasm; nucleus
Source: RefSeq, a predicted model, not a curated record
GCCAGCACUCGUCGUGUGCGCGCUCUCCUUCUCUCUCUUUCUCGCACUCGGAAGAGGUGGGGCACAGCGGGUAACGGCGGCUUGACAAAAGCAAGCGCACCUAUUGGUUUCCCCAAAAGAACACGUCAAUAUAACAUUUGGAGUUGGAAUGCGAGCUAAAGUGGAACAAAGCGACGCAUGCGCGUACGGCGAAUUAACCGCAUGUAACGUAACCUCAGUCGCACCAAGAAAAAAGAUACAAAGAUGUAACAAUGAAUAAGGAAUCGCACAAGUGUUUGAUAAAUUUCUACUCGAAAUUAGAGUCGACAGACACCAAGUGGAAGGAAAUACAGGCGAGUACCAAUAAUGUGCUGAAAGUUUUGAAACAUCGAAUCGAACAACUGCGGCAUGUCAGAAGUUCGGAAGUCGAUAAUGCAGAACUCUGUAAAGUGGAGGAAUUGCGCGAACGACUCGUCGCCAAGAUUCUUGCGGGAAUCGAGGACGAGGUUGCUCUUGUCCACGAGGCUAUCGCUAAGUUGAAUAAUUAUAGUCAGGAUUUGAAGCAACGCUUGGCGAAUCUCGAAACAACCCUAAAUGGCUCGUCUCUGAGCGACGAGCGUAUGAAGGAGCUGGUCGAGGGAACUGGUCGCAGGCCGAGAUUGGAUUUACUAAUCGAAUGGGCGAUCGACGCCUGCGAUUUUUAUCACAACUUAUAUCUCAGUCUGAAAGCAUCGUUGAAGGAUUUGGACUACAGUGACGAAGGUUGUGUAGACAAGUUGUCCGCAUCGUUGGUGGAGCCGCAGCUUGCUCGGGAAAAAAUCGAUUAUAUACUCACUCUAACGCAGUUCCUCGCCAGCGAGACUCCUUAGCUUUGUCUUCUUUUUUUAUUGUUGUUGUUUACAAAUAAACGAUAUUUUUGCACAAGGCUAGCACCGCCUCGUUGGUUAC